Scheffersomyces amazonensis is the source of this 1713-nucleotide messenger RNA. RefSeq lists its product as uncharacterized. Bases 1 to 1713 code for a protein of 570 amino acids. The record is from RefSeq and is a predicted model, not a curated record. NCBI's taxonomy places the organism in Eukaryota, Fungi, Ascomycota, Pichiomycetes, Serinales, Debaryomycetaceae. The transcript has a single exon.
AUGUCACAUCGGGCUAUAUUCAAAAAGAGAAGGUGGGACCGAGAGGACGGGACACCAUCCGGAGCCAAUUCUCGAGCAGGAUCAGCGUCUCGAACUCCAUUAAGAGACAAUGAUGAUUCUGAUCUUGAAGAAGAGACUGAAGAAGAUUUUAAAAGGAUUCAAGAAUUGUUAAGUCAACGAUUACAGAGUCUUGAAUUGGCCGUAGAUCCUGAAAAUAUCGAAGUUAAUAAAGAAGAUCGUCGUGGAGCCAGUGAUAGACGUCAAUAUCAUGCCGAAGCACUUAAUAAAGCAAGAAUUACUUCAGAAGCUACCACCAUUAAUGAUAUAAUAAGAUCAUUAACUAUGUCAAGAACAGAAGUAUCCUCACUGUCUCGAGAAUUAUUAUUGGCACAAUUAUAUAAAUUAAUUGUUACAAAACCUAUAUUAAUAUAUAAUGAAGAAAAUAUUGGAUCUUCAAAUUAUGUUGAUGAAGAAAAAGUUCAAAAAGUGGUUAAUUUAUUUAUAGAAUCCAAUUAUAGAACUGAAGUAGAAUUCUUAUAUUUAUAUCGAUCAGUUGUGGCAUUAUUAAUUAGUAAUAUUGAUGAUUUUGGUGAAAUGAUAUCAACUGAUCUCUUAAAUAAAAUAAGAUCUUUAAUUCAAGAACCUGCAACUUCAGUUAUUACCAAUGAAAAUAAAGCUAAUUUAAUUACUGGAUUUAUUGCUAUAACAUUAGUAUUACAUAAUGGAUCUUCAAGUUUUGGAAUUGAUGAUAAAAUUAAUUGGUUAAUGGAAAUUGCUGAAGGUUAUUCAACUAGUGCCGUGUUAUUAAGAAAGAAUAUUGAAAGUGGUGAUAGAGAACAUUCAACCCUUGUAAAUGAUAAAAAUGAAGAUAAACGACUUAUAAAUGAAGCUUAUACUAAAGUUGAUCAUGAAAUUUCCGUGGCAGCUUCUGCAUUAAGUGGAGUUGCAUGUUUUAUAUCUUUAUUACCAAAAGGAGAUUAUUUAAAUGAAAUUGUUGAAACCCUUCUUAUUAGAAUAAUUACUUUAUUAGAUGAAGAAGAUCUUCGAGAUGUUUCUCGAGCUUCAGCUAGAGUCAUUGCUGUAAUAUAUGAACUUUAUUCAUAUGAUGAUGUUGAAGAUCAAGAAGAUGAAGAUUAUGAAGAAUUUAAUCCUAAUGGUCCAUAUUAUGAACAAGGUUUAUUAUUUGCAAAAUUAGAAAGAUUAGCUAAUUUAUCCACUAAAAGAAUUUCAAAGAAGGAUAAAAAGCAAGCCCAUUCAAUAUUUAGAAAUAUUUUAAAUACUUUAAAAGUAUAUGUUGAUCCAAUAAGGCGAGAACAAGUUCGAAGAAGAAGUCCUGAAGGAUUAGAAAUAAUUGGUAAUAUAAUGGAUUCAACAUAUAUUAGAUUAUCAAAGUAUAAAUCUUUACCUAUUAAUAGUUGGGUAUUAUAUUCGAGAUUAAGAAUAUUAAAAUGGAGUUUUAGUUUUGGAUUACAUGAUCAAUUGGUAUGUAAUGAAAGUAUAAGAGAUAUAUUAAGAGAUGAAGAUGGAGAACAUGGAGGAGGAUUUGAAAUUGAUCAAGGAUUAUUACAAGAAGAAUCAUCCUAUAAGAAUUUUGUCAGUGAUUAUAUGGAUUCUAAACAUAUUCAUGAUGAUAGGAGAAGAACUGAAAAGAUUAGAAAAGAAAGAACUCAAAAAGUUGUCGAUGAAGCUCAUCGUUUAAAUGUUUCCUCAUGA